AUGAGAAUCCGAGAGACAAAAGAUCAACAUAUUCGCAUCAAACAAGGUUGGUUACGGCUCAAACAACAACCCUGCACAUACCCUCCCCCGGCCGUCGGUAAUCGGCCGCUGCCCCCGCCUAUUGUUGUAUUUGGGUAUCCCUUCAAUCCAGGCGUAAGUGUCGUUGAUGCGCGAGUAAAGGGAUAGAUAAGCUGCCUGUCAGCGGCGGAACUGAUAUAGUCAUAGAAAGAGCUAGUUUGAGUGACAGCAGCUUCAACCAAUCAGAAGCCGACUUUUUCAGUCCGCUGCUGGAACGUCUGCUUUGAUUGACAGCGCCGGCCGCGAAUCGUCAGCCCGCGUGUCACUGGCUCGAGGCCUCCGCUGGCCAAUCGCUGACGGAGACGGCCCUGCGUUCCCCUCCCCCACGCCGCUGCUGCGCCGCUCGGUCGUUUUAGGAGUGGGAAAAAUAAAUAAAUAAAUAUUAAACCCCCCGCAACAGGAUCCGCGGUCAGUGAGAGGGCGCGAAGGCGUCAUGUAAAUCGGCCGAACCGUGAGCCUGUGAGGAUGAAGCGCUGAGGUGAGGGGAGCCGUGUGAUCCUGUCAGGCCCUGUCUUUCCUUUAACCUUCGCUUCGGCCCACGAUGUGCGCGGCGCCUGCCGGCCUCGGAGAAUCACAGUGCGGCCUGCUGUGAGAGGGACAGCGAGAGCUGGGGACACCGCUACACCGGGACAAAACCACUGACUGAUUACUGUAACCGGCAGGUAAGGGUCCAACUACACGGCCACAGCUACCGGCCCCAGCUACACGGCCACCUACCGGCCACGGCCACCUACCGGCCCCAGCUACACGGCCACCUACCGGCCACAGCUACACGGCCACCUACCGGCCCCAGCUACACGGCCACCUACCGGCCCCAGCUACACGGCCACCUACCUGCCACAACUACGCGGCCCCAGCUACACGACACCUACCGGCCCCGGCCUGCAGCCACUACCGGCCCCAGCUACACGGCCACCUACCGGCCCUCACCGGCCCCAGCUACACGGCCACCUACCGGCCCUCACCGGCCACAGGUACACGGCCACAUACCGGCCCCAGCUACACGGCCACCUACCGGCCCCAGCUACACGGCCACCUACCGGCCCCAGCUACACGGCCACCUACCGGCCACAACUACACGGCCACCUACCGGCCCCAGCUACACGGCCACCUACCGGCCCCAGCUACACGGCCACCUACCGGCCCCAGCUACACGGCCACCUACCGGCCACAACUACACGGCCACAGCUACCGGCCCCAGCUACACGGCCACAGCUACCGGCCCCAGCUACACGGCCACAGCUACCGGCCCCAGCUACUGACACAGCUUCACGGCCCCAGCUACGGCUUCUUCACCGGCCCCAGCUACACGGCCACCUACCGGCCCCAGCCACGACCACCUACCGGCCCCAGCUACGGCCACCCUCGGCCCCAGCUACACGGCCACCUACCGGCCCCAGCUACACGGCCUACCGGCCCCCAGCUACACGGCCACCUACCGGCCACCCACCGGCCCCAGCUACCCGGCCACCCACCGGCCCCAGCUACCCGGCCACCCACCGGCCCCAGCUACCCGGCCACCCACCGGCCCCAGCUACCCGGCCACCUACCGGCCCUCACCCCGGCCACCCACCGGCCCCAGCUACACGGCCACCCACCGGCCCCAGCUACACCGGGACAAAACCACUGACUGAUUACUGUAACCGGCAGGUAAGUGUCCGCACAGUGCCAGCAUCAACGGCCACCUACCGGCCCUCACCGGCCACAGCUACACGGCCACCUACCGGCCCUCACCGGCCACAGCUACACGACCACCUACCGGCCCUCACCGGCCACAGCUACACGGCCACAGCUACACGGCCACAGCUACACGGCCACAGCUACACGGCCACAGCUACACGGCCACAGCUACACGGCCACCUACCGGUCACAGCUACACGGCCACCUACCGGUCACAGCUACACGGCCACCUACCGGUCACAGCUACACGGCCACCUACCGGUCACAGCUACACGGCCACCUACCGGUCACAGCUACACGGCCACCUACCGGUCACAGCUACACUGCUUUAACUCAGACACCCUGUUACUGCCACCGCCUGUCCCCAUUACCACCGCCACCUCACGCGCCUGUCCCCAUUACUGUAACCUCACCCGCAUCUCUUACUGUUGCCUCACCUGCCUGACACCUGCCUCUCCCUUACUGUUGCCUCACCCGCCUGACACCCGCCUCUCCCUUACUGUUGCCUCACCCGCCUGA
This is a messenger RNA of Pelobates cultripes (western spadefoot toad), 2277 nucleotides long. The record is from the annotation of a GenBank genome assembly. Lineage: Eukaryota; Metazoa; Chordata; Amphibia; Anura; Pelobatidae.